CUUCUCGCGCAAUCGUUUACUUUAGGUGUUCUUAGGCAUGUAAACAACUUCACAUUGUGAAACCGUUACGUGUUAAAUAUCCAUCAUGUCGCGGUCGUCUGGAACCUUAAUUACAACAAACAAUGCCACCUUUAUACCCCCAAGAUUUAUGCCCGGGUACAGAGGACAUUGUCCCACAACUAAAUAUGAUUAUGGUGAGACAUAUGGAAAUGCUACACAGAAGUACUUCCAGGACUAUCGCUCAGAAGUCCUCUCUUCCUCAGCUGAUCCAUACUGUAAGGGAGGGGAAUUCCCCACCUACUACACCCACAAACCAGAAACUGUGAUUAGCAACAGGACAAGGAACAGGGACAGAUGGCUGCAUACACCAAAGUAUUCUCUAACAAACAUCGACUUUGAUAGGAAAGAAGAACUGAAGUCUUUUGAUAAGCUUGCCCAGAAGCAUAGAGAAUUUUAUGUAGAUAAAUCUGGAACCUUAAAGAAAGUUAAUCAUUUCAUGAUCCCAACAAAAGCUGAGGAUCAAAUUAAGCGCAAUGUGCCAUUCAUGAUCCUGUCCACCCGUCACACGGAUGACAUCAACCUACCCUACCUGGACCACGUGGCGCGCCGCCCCCCACUUAUACGUCACUUCACCACGCUCUCCUCACAGCGAGACCGGGAGAUGCGUGACGUCUAUUUUGAGAAGCGGUGAGCGUCGCACCAAGAAUUUCUGUGGCCUUUCGACGGUUUCGGUCCUUUCGUAUGUGAUAUAUUUUAACGCUCAAGAAGAACUGAAUUUUUUUAUUUAUUUAUUGCACCACAAGGGCUUUUUUGUGUAUCAUUUUGUAAUAUUUUUUUUCAUAUAACGAAGGUUAGGGAUUAUAUGCCAUUUUAUUGGGAUUCCUCUGCUUUAGAACAUUUAACAAUACAAACUGUUAUAGAAAUCUUUUUGGUAAACCUGUAGAGCACCCUGUUGUCCGGUUUUGUUGAAAAACUAUUUAAUAUUUGUUCAUUAAAUGUAUAUUUGUUGAAGAUUAAAGUAUAUAAAAUAAA
This is a messenger RNA of Magallana angulata, 1032 nucleotides long. Its product is annotated as protein FAM166C A-like. The transcript has 4 exons. Bases 86 to 691 code for a protein of 201 amino acids. The record is from RefSeq and is a predicted model, not a curated record. NCBI's taxonomy places the organism in Eukaryota, Metazoa, Mollusca, Bivalvia, Ostreida, Ostreidae.